CGACGGACGGACUGCAUUCAACUAAAGGUCGUCUGCAUAUCAAAACAAACGCAUGCGCAAGUGAGCACGUUAACCAGCAAAACAUUUGUGCUGCAGCGUGACGUUCAUCUAAUUUUAGCAAAUAAGACAAACAAACCACCUAGAUCGCGAAUUCGCAUUCGAUGCAGAAAUGGUCAAAGAAAUUUCAGAACGGCUUAUUCUUCAUUGGAACUAUCGUGGAUAUUAUUCCUUGCCAGAAGAGCUCUGCAUCUGUGGUAACCAUGUAUGUGAACUCUAUCUCAAAUACAACAACAUUACUGAACUGCCAAACUGGAUUGAAAACAUGACCAACUUGACAAAUAUCUACCUACAAGCAAAUUACUUAACAGAGCUGCCUGAAGCCAUUCAAUUCCUGACAAGUUUGACAACGCUUGACGUCAGCCAAAACCACUUAACCACAAUUCCUUCAUCAAUUGGAAAGCUUGUGAAUUUGAAGACUCUAGUCCUGACACAAAACCAACUUGCUUGCCUACCAAGCUCAUUGGGAAGUCUUCCUUGCCUAGUUUCACUACUUGUCAGCAGCAACAAGUUGACAGAGUUGCCAGAAUCGCUUCACCAGUGCCAGAAUCUAGAGCAGAUCCACCUUGAUUUCAACCAGUUCACUAGUCUGCCCAACUUUUUAACGCGGCUUUCACGACUAAAACGCUUAUCCGUCUGCUCAAACCAGCUGACUCAUUUGCCUCACCUACCCUUUGCGUGUAUCGAGCGUUUUCAUUGCGAUAACAAUCCAUGCAUAUCCUACCUCCCGUAUCCGCUCGCUUGUCAGAUGAAUCGACCUCCAGCCCAGCCGCUGGCAACACGUAACGUGUUACAUAUAUCAACCCUGUUCGGGUGUUUCAACCCGUCCAACCGGAAGGAAGCCACCGUCCUCGUCAAAGACUCACCGUCAGCAGCGCUCUGUUUUCUGCCAGAUAUCGACCUAAUUUGUACUUAUGCGCCUCCUAGCUUGCUUGAGCUCACUUUGCGUUCCAUUUCGUCACGGAUCUUUAACGAACCGCUAAACAUAAAUUUCGAUCGGAAGCAGAACCUCCACCGCUUCGAAUCCUCGUAUCACCACAGCUACGAUCAACGAAUCGGAGAAUUUUGUUUGCCGUCCACCCUGAUUCAGCUCUUGCGGGAUGGCCCUGUCGCCAUCUGUCUUGGGUGCCGAACGUUCAUCUUCCGGGGACCGGCUUAUCCGGUUUUCCUGUCUAAAAUAAUCGUUCAAUACGAACGUGCUGGCCACGAUCUCAUGCCAGUGGUCUGCUCUUUACUAUUCUGUUCAGCUUCCUGUUUCCGGACAGCUACUGCAGUUGGCGCUAUGGCCGGACUCGAAAACCCACUCGAUUGGGAAUGCAUGACACGUCGGACGACAAGUACCAAUUAGCUGGUGGUAAGAUAGUGUUGUUUCUUUCUUUUUCUUAAUAUAUCUCUCGCAAGCGUUUAGGACUGUAGUUAACUGAUGAAAUCCCGGGCUAUAUUAUAACAAAGGAAAGCGAACUUCUUUUGGUCCCAAUAGACAUACGUAAUGUGUCAAACGCAUUGCUAAUAGAUUAUAGUGGAGAUGCAGUUCGUCGUUUACCCUCGUCCCAAAAACGCAACUGUUGUCUUGCCCGUUUCUGUUUUUGUUUUUUUAUAGCUCUAUUUGUCUCUCCCCUUUUUUUUAAAGCUCUCUUUCAUCUGCUUUGUCAUUGUUCGCGUGUGAAAUGAAGCUCUGUCACACUAAGUUGUAUCACUGGAAACAGAUAAAUUUCUCCAGGUGCGCGCGCCUGCUUCGCACGCGAUCGAUGGCAAACAUUAGACACCCGAAACGUGUCUAAUUUAGUUUGACACAUAAUAAACAAUCGUUUGGAGAGGAUGGGGUGUUAUGUUUAACAAGCAAGUAGAGAGGCAGUUGUCUGGUGUUAUCCAAAAUUGUAGACGCUUUGCAAUCUUUCGCCGCUAUUUUUAUGGAUUCCAUAAAUCAUUUGGAGGACCUCUACGAGCUAUUUCAUAUCAACGAUAUCGCGUCCAAUAAAUAAAACAAGCUUGUUCUUCCACGACUUUCAUUCUCAGACGACAACUAAGCCAAACACUGCUCCCUGUUACACUAAUGGCUCCAAUCGAAAAGUUGGAAAAAAAAGAAAUGUUUACAAAAAUUAAAACUUAAAGAGGUAAAAAGCUCUCACGUUGCCGUACGAGGGUUCUAGGGUUCUUUCUCAUAUACAUUUUCAGAAGAGGAAUAUCAUCUUCUUACAUCUACCUUAAAUCUGUUUUCAUGUUUUGUCUUUCUCCUUCACUCUCGUUUCGUUUUUUUUUUUCUUUAAACAUCAUGAGCUGGCUAUAUUUUCAUUAUUUUCUCGGAACUUUGCGAAGCUUCGAUUGAAGGGGUCUUCGUUGGAAAACAACAGUUUAUUCGUUAUCGUUGUCCUUGUCGGGUAUUAUUUUUGUAAACAAACAAUACUGCACAAUAUGGCUUAGUAAAUUUUAUUUGAAUGCUGUGAACUGUGUAUGUUGCGGAUCGAUUUUGCUAUGUUUUUUUCUUUCCUUCCAACGAUAUAGUAACAUAAAGAGUGAUUUAAGUGAC
This is a messenger RNA of Daphnia magna, 2584 nucleotides long. RefSeq lists its product as uncharacterized. The record is from RefSeq and is a predicted model, not a curated record. Gene Ontology annotation, molecular function: protein binding. NCBI's taxonomy places the organism in Eukaryota, Metazoa, Arthropoda, Branchiopoda, Diplostraca, Daphniidae.